Penicillium atrosanguineum is the source of this 597-nucleotide messenger RNA. RefSeq names its product GFA family protein. The coding region runs from base 1 to 597 and encodes 198 amino acids. Lineage: Eukaryota; Fungi; Ascomycota; Eurotiomycetes; Eurotiales; Aspergillaceae. The transcript has a single exon. The record is from RefSeq and is a predicted model, not a curated record. Gene Ontology annotation, molecular function: carbon-sulfur lyase activity.
AUGGCAUCUUCCACUAUUGACAAGUCCAAGCCGUACUUUCCUCUCGCUGGAGGUGCUGAUGAUGGCUGGUCUACCGAGGAUGAAGCGACGGCCACAUGCUUUUGCGGGGCGGUGCAACUGUCAGUCGUAAGUCUCGAUUCCAAUCCUGCUCUUGCUUUUCGCGAUUCUAACAGGGGCUCCCAGCCAACCCAUGGACCUGGCUACGUCGGAUCCUUCGUUUGUAACUGCUCUGACUGCCAUAAACUUACCGCAUCUGUGCACGCGACCAACUUCACGGUGUAUGACACGCACCUGAAGCACCUGCGUGGCCGCGACAACUUGAAGACAUACAGCCAGUCGCGCACUGUGUUUUUCAAAACUCCCGACCAGGACAACACUAUGACCAACUACUUUUGUUCCACAUGCGGCUCCCUUAUGUACCGCGUUGGCGCGGCUUUCCCGGGUAUGAGUAUUCUGCGCGUUGGCAGUGUGGAUGAUUUCUCUUUGCACGAGACUAAAUUGAGACCCACGAUGGAGCAGUUUACCAAGGACCGUGUGGCGUGGAAGGCUCCUACAGAAGGGACUAAGCAAUUUGUGGAAGAUGGUCUGCAUGUAUAG